AUGGCUACCCCGUCAGAUGUCUCAAUGCAGGAUCUUACGGGCUCUUGGACACUGAGUAAAACUCUUUCCGACCCAUUUGACCGAGUCUUCGCCAUCCAGGGCAUUCCAUGGAUAAUUCGCAAGGUUGUCAGCAUCGCCACGUUGUCAUUGAAGGCGACCCAGCAGGUUGACGAAUCCGGAACAAAGACACUGGUCUUCACCCAGGCCGUGUCCGUCGCCAUCGGUGGGCUCAGCGAGGAGAAUGAAGUGCGCGUGCUGGAUUGGCGAGAGGAAUUCCAUUCGUCGACUCUGUUCGGCACCAGCUCUCACCGGUCCCGCCUGGUAAAUCUAUCGGCUGCUACCGGCCACGACGGGAAGCCCUUGCACUCGUUCUUGAGCCAAGGCCUUCUGGACGAAGGGGAACCCGGAGGUGACAAUAACUUGUAUGAUCUUGUCGUCCAUCAGACCAAUGGCUGGGUCAUGGAACAGAUAUGGGGAUUUGGUAUGUUGAACGAUGAGAGAUGGCUUAUGAGAACCAUGGUCGUCAGGAAAGGCAACGAGGUGGCUACUGCCAGAGCCAUUUAUGACUGGAAGGGAAAAGAGGAUGGCCAAUAACGGGGUUACUCUGUAUAGUUCAAGAGCAGAUACUCUUG
Molecule: messenger RNA, 632 nt
Organism: Hyaloscypha bicolor E
Lineage: Eukaryota; Fungi; Ascomycota; Leotiomycetes; Helotiales; Hyaloscyphaceae
Exons: 2
Coding region: 1-594 (197 amino acids)
Source: RefSeq, a predicted model, not a curated record